Aspergillus calidoustus is the source of this 1017-nucleotide messenger RNA. The record is from the annotation of a GenBank genome assembly. Lineage: Eukaryota; Fungi; Ascomycota; Eurotiomycetes; Eurotiales; Aspergillaceae.
AUGAAGGUCACAACUUUUAUCCUCGCUCUCGCUACUGCUGCCGCUGCCACAGCGACUGGCAGGGUCCCCAGCACCGGAACAACUCCUCUGAGAAAAGAGGCCGAGAAGAAGGAUAUACUCAUCGGUUCGGGCGCGAUCAACCCGGCCUAUCUCAACGACACUCGAUUUUCGGCCGUGCUUGCUCGACAGUUCAACAGCCUCUCUCCAGAGAACGAAUUAAAGUGGACAUUUAUCCACCCCACAGCCGACCACUACAACUGGGAGCCAACCGACCGCCUGGUGGACUUUGCCGAGUGCAAUAACAUGGUUGUGAAGGGCCACGGGCUCAUCUCCACCUGCUGCAACCCAGACUACCUCACCAACAUCACCGACCCCAGCGUCUUCCGCGCUGCACUGACUUCCCACUUUGAGGCCAUCAUGCAUCGCUAUACCGGCAAGAUGGACCGGUGGGACGUCGUCACCGAAGCGCUGGCUACGCAAGGCGGCGGCCUCCAGGAAAACGACUUCUUCAAGGUCCUGGGCCCUGGCUACAUUGCAGAUGCCUUCCGCAUCGCGCGGGCAGCAGACGCCAACGCAAAACUCUUUAUUAAUGAAAACAUGGUCGAGUCAAUCCCCAGUAAACGCCAGGAGCUUUACGACCUGGUUGCCGGGCUCGUGGCGGACGGUGUGCCCAUCGACGGAGUCGCGCUGCAGAUGCACAUCACUGAGGUCCCCGUCGUCCCCGGCGUGAUUACGGAAAUGGUCAAUUCCUACCACGCGCUGGGGCUGGAGGUCAGUAUCGCCGAGCUGGACGUCCACACCCUUAACGCCACGCUGCAAACGCAGAUCUACGGGGAUGUCGUCGACGAGGCGUUGCGCGCUGGGAUCACAGACAUUAGCUUCUGGGGGUUCACGGACAAGCACGCAUACACUUGGUUGCCCGGGGCCAAGCCCCUCAUGUUCGAUGAGACCUACCACGCCAAGGGGGCGUUUUACGCGGUCCACGAUGCGCUCAAGGGCUUUGGCAGCGCUCAUUAG